Molecule: messenger RNA, 2170 nt
Organism: Nerophis ophidion (straightnose pipefish)
Lineage: Eukaryota; Metazoa; Chordata; Actinopteri; Syngnathiformes; Syngnathidae
Gene: nudt2
Product: nudix (nucleoside diphosphate linked moiety X)-type motif 2
Exons: 3
Coding region: 103-552 (149 amino acids)
Biological process (GO): ATP biosynthetic process; AMP biosynthetic process
Molecular function (GO): bis(5'-nucleosyl)-tetraphosphatase (asymmetrical) activity
Source: RefSeq, a predicted model, not a curated record
AGCCCGGACACAUGCUUCGUGGUGCAGCGGUGUUCUGUGUCUGGGCGCCGACGAGAAACAAGCUACUAAACAAAACAAGAACCACAUCGUUAGUUAAAAACUAUGGCGCUGCGAGCCUGUGGGUUCAUCGUGUUUCGACGUCUGGCAAACUGUGCUCCACCAAAAGACGACAUCGAGUACCUCCUCUUGCAGACCUCUUACGGGCAGCACCACUGGACCCCACCUAAAGGCCACGUGGACCCGGGUGAGGAUGACCUCACCACAGCUCUGCGAGAGACCAAGGAGGAGGCGGGGCUUGGCGCGGAGGACCUUCAAGUGGUGGAAGGCUUUCUGAAGGAGCUGCAUUAUCAGGUGAGAGGUCGUCCCAAGGAGGUUCUGUACUGGCUGGCCGAGCUGAAAAACCCAGGCACCGAGGUCACUUUGUCCAGCGAGCAUCAGAACUACCGCUGGGCCCCGCUGGAGGACGCCUGCGCUCUUGCUGGGUACACAGAGAUGCAGGACACUCUGAGGGCCGCACACAGACACUUGAAGACCCGGCAGCAGAAGAAGUGAGUGACAUGUGCUCAGUGCUGACUUCAAACUUCUUCAUGCAAUUUCUCCCACAGCCUGGGAAGUCUUUCACCUCAAUUAUUAUUCUGAAAAUCUGAAUUAGGCAAAUGUUUUAUAGUCCUAGAAAAGAGUGCCCAAAGUGCGCCGCACUCUGAAAAUAGAAUAAGAUAAAAAGUGCAAUAAAAGAGGUGUAAUGUAUCAGAAAUGUUGCAGUUGUGAGUCUAAUAAGAGAAGGCUGAAAUGUAGGCUGUCUUUUGUUUUGUUUUUUACUUUAAAGUUGUCAUUGCACAAAAAAUAAUACAAACUUAUCUGAAGUUGAUUUAGAGAUUCAAGCAUUGAGAGCAAAAAUAAAUAUUGUAUUUUCUGGACCAUAGGGCGCUCCGGAUUAUAAGGCGCUCUGCUCGUCUACUCAGGUUUAAAGGGGUCAUAUUAAUAUUGCUUUUUUUUCCAAAUGUAAGACUUUCUUGUGGUCUACAUAACAUGUAUUCGCGGUUCUUGGCUCUAAAUUUUGCUUAGAUGAUGUUUUACACAUCAUCUUCAACUCAUUUUCUGACAGUCUCUUCAGGAUGCACUGUUUUGUGGGCGCUCUUAUUUACGUGCCUCCACUAGGACAACGUCUUCUCCCCCGUCAUCUUUGUUGUAGCGGUGUAGCGUGCAAGGACAGGAGUGGAAGAAGUGCCAAAAGAUAGGUCUAACUGUUUUAAUGAGAUUCAGACUUUACUUCAAUCAAUAACGGAGCAGCAUCUCCUCAUCCGUGGCUCACUAGUGCAACAACAACAACCGAAAUGUGUCCCGUGCCCGGAACUCUCCAAUAACUAAAGUUCCUUGGGUGAAUAAUGUAAAGUCACUACACCGGCAUGUUUUAGUGCUUUCAUGGUGAGUUUACUGACAGAUAUAAGUAAGAACUUUACACUACUUUAUAUUAGAAAUGGCAAACGUGAAGGAUGAAUGUCACAUAACAAGAAGAUAGAGAAAAAGAAGCAGCUUAUCGACUACAGCUUUGGCACGGACUACAAAAGGCCGACUUGCGCAUUUUCAGGACUUAUGCAGAUCCCAAAUACACACAAGUACCAGAAGUUAAGAAAAGUUGCUUUGGCAUUAUAUUGUGAAAAGAUAAUAUGUAAAUAUGUUUUACCUUAUACACCUUUAUGAGCGCCGUGGGUAAUUUUCUAUAUUUUCAAUGGAACUUAUAAAAUGUUGGUGUUGUUUACUUGAGUCACAUUGCAGUAUACACGUAUCUCUUAUGUGUGACUGCCAUCUAGCGGUCACACGUAUCAUUUCACCAUGUACCAAAAGAAAUAGCUUUGAGGUCGGUAAGCAAAACCCGAGUUUUGCCGUACAUUAGGCGCACCGGGUGCUCCUUAUAGUCCGAAAUAUCCACUUUCAUGAGUGGGGUCUUUUGGAUCCUGAUAUUCUCUUGUCAUUGUUGAAAAUAAUAAUGAAUCAAAAUCAAUUUUGUUAUGAAUUAUUUACCAAUUUAAUUACUUUGCAUCAAAUAUUCCAUUUUGAAAAAUGUUUUGUGGGAAAUAUUGCAUAUUUUGUGUUUUUGCUUUAAAAUCACUUGGUUUUUUUUUGUGGAAAAUGGCAUAAAACAAAACAAAUAAAACCCACUUUAUGGCAA